Messenger RNA from Schistosoma margrebowiei, 3509 nucleotides. Lineage: Eukaryota; Metazoa; Platyhelminthes; Trematoda; Strigeidida; Schistosomatidae. The record is from the annotation of a GenBank genome assembly.
GACAACCGCCUUUUCUAACCAGGAUUCAAUGUCAAUGGUGAAAAUGAAUGUACUUCAUUGGCAUAUUGUGGACGAUCAAUCUUUUCCCUAUGUAUCUGAAACGUUUCCGAAACUUUCUUCAAAGGGAGCAUUUCACCCGUAUCUUUUAAUCUAUACACCGAACGAUGUGAAAUAUUUAUUAAAUUAUGCUCGUUUACGAGGAAUAAGAAUAAUGCCAGAAUUUGAUACACCAGGUCAUGCAAAUUCUUGGGGGAAAGGGUAUCCAGAGAUUUUAACCAAAUGUUACAUUAAGGGUGAACCGGAUGGUACUUUGGGUCCAAUCAAUCCAAUCAAUAAUAUCUCUUAUAACUUUGUGUCACAAUUAUACAAAGAAUUGUUUAGUGUAUUCCCUGAUAACUGGUUUCAUUUAGGUGGGGAUGAAGUUGAAUAUAAUUGCUGGCGUUCCAAUCCUUCAAUUAUUGAAUUUAUGAAAAAAAUGAAAUUUCAUGAUGAUUAUCACCGCCUGGAAGGAUACUACAUAAAUAAUUUAAUUCAAAUUAUCAAUGAUGUCAAACCACCUGAACGAAAUAUUACUCCAAUUGUGUGGCAAGAAAUAUUUGAAAAUGGAUUUAGAGUAGUAAGGAUGAUGCGAAAUUGGUUAUUGGAGGUGAAGCAGCUAUGUGGGGUGAAUAUGUGGAUGACACGAAUUUGUUUAGUCGAUCAUGUAAAUAAUACAACUUCUCGAAAUACUUCAGCUGAUCAAGGUUCCGAUAGUAGAACUAUUAAAUCAGCAACAAAAUCAACUGGAAACAAAACAAUUGGUAUCACUGGUCAAAAAUCUGGUUCUACACGUGGUACUUCAGCAAAAAUUGAUUUUAAUCAAGCACAUUGGAAAAUGAGAAUUAUAUGUAAAAAAAUAUUCAGUAUGAUUUACUCUUAGAAAUUGUAUAUUACUUAAGUGGAACUAUUUCGAUGUUUAUCUGUUGUUUAUUUAUAACAAUUUUUCUAAAGGUAGUCAAUUUUAUUUCAUGUUAAUAAAUGUGUAGCGUGGUGUCGAGUCCCAAUUGACUAUGAACACCACUACAAAGAAACACGCGCCAAAUAAAUCAGAAGGCGUAGGUUGAACGUAACCAAAUUUAUUCGUUGGUGAUCUCGUGGUAUCGAAUGAAUUCUGAGAUCGUGCUAAGAAAAGGUACAAGCGGAAUCGGCAGAAGAAAGUACGUGCGAACGGAGUCACAAACCGCGAAACAAUAAUGUAGAACAAUGGAAGAGCGAUAUGGCGAAACAGCCAUCCAGUAAUUCCAUAUUUUCCAUGGUAGUCUAGAAAUAAUUGACUAAUGAAUUCAAGUAUACAUUUAUAAAUGUUAAUCAAAGCAUAGCAUAAGACUCUUCAACAGUGGACAUCCACGAUCCUGCCUCGCGAGAUUCGAACUCAGGACACAUCAGUUUCGCGCGCGAGCAUCCAACAGUCUUAACGUCUAACUUCAACUAAUCCAAGAAAUUCAGCGACAUAUUCACCAUUGUUUUCACUGAAUUACUAUCACAAAACAGACCCGGUUGAACUUCACUUUUCAUUGCUUCUCACUAGAACUCCAUGAAAUAUCUCUUGAAACCAGUCACUAGUGAGCGUAUGUUGAUUAUUAUCAGAAGGGGUUUUUAUAGAUAUUAUAGUAAUCUUAAUAUUUGAGACCAUGAAUUCUCGUUUUAUUGUUUGGUAUAAUAGUCAUAUUGAACUGGGCUGUUUCUUUCUUUUGUUAUUUGUACCUAACGUUGAUUGUUCAUUGUUGCUUUCAAAAUAGCAAUUGAAACGUUUUCAGAUUGUCUACAAGGAUCAUGCAAUAGAUUUUUCAUUCAGAGUAAUGCUGCAGUUGAUGGUGAGACUCUGAGAGAUGUGGAAUCCUUCAUAUAUCUGGGAAGCAUCAUCGAUGAAUAAACAGGAUUCGAUGUAGACGUAAAUAUGAGGAUCGGCAAAGCAAGGUCCGCAUUCCUGCUGUUGAAAAACAUAUAGAACUCAAAAUAUUAUUAUCCUUUUCACUUAAUUGUGACUUUUAUAGCAUCAAUCUAAACAAUAACUGCACAAAAAUUCAUUCUAUCGUCAUAUCUUACUACAAUGAUAAAUUAUUUUUUGUUACUAAUUAGACGAUACACACAUAGUGGUUUAUUCAUGUUCUGUGUUUAUAAACACGCCUAUUACACUGUUUGCGUAUUUCACGUCUCCUUUAUUUCUAUUCCCUUAUUUUCUCCAUUUCCUUCUUCAAAACUCAAUUCAAUAUUCAUCUCAAUCACACAGGCCCGAUUUAUUAUUAUUAAUAUUCUACUAUUAUUAUUCUAAAUUUUUUUUUUAAAUAUGCCAAGUACAACGCUGACAUUAUUGAAAAUUGUGUAUUAUUGCAUCAUCUGAAGAAACCCGAAAUGGUUUCUUCACAACACUUAUGUACCUAUAAAAUGUUUGUGAAUAAUAAUAAUAAUAAUAAUAAUAAUAAUAACUGUCUGUAAGCCAAUAUAAAAGUCACAAUCUUCAAUACGAACGUCAACAUAGUUCUACCAUACGGAGCUCAAACUUCGAGAACUACUACAACCAUCAACAAAAACAUACAAGUAUUUCUAAAUAGUUGUCUAUGCAAGAUUCUCAACAUCCAUUGACCGGAUGCCAUCAGCAACAGUCUAUUGUGUGAGAGAACAAACCAGCUUGCAGAUGAAGAAGAAAUUAUGGAAAUACAUUGGAUGUGGAUAGGACAUACAUUGAGGAAAUCACCAAACUGCAUCACGAGGCAAGCGCUACCUUGGAAUUCUAAAGGGAAGCGGAAAAGAGGAAGGUCAAAGAACGCAUUAUGUCGGGAAAUAGAAGCAGAUAUGAAUAAUAACUGGAAAGAACUGGGAAGGAUUGUCCAAGACAGGUUUAGAUGGAGAGUGCUUGUGGGUGGCCUAUGCUCCUCCACGAGGAGUAACAGGCGUAAGUAAGUAAGUAAUUAACCAAUACUAUUUAUAAUUAAUUCUAAAGAAUAGAAAUUGAGUGAAAGGAUAGAAUGUUACUGAUUUGCCUGCUUUUAUGUUUAUCGAAUGUUUCUACUUUCUUAUUAUUUUAUUAGAAUGACAUUAAAUUCAUUAAUAUGGAUAAUAAAAUAUUAGAAGUUAAAGCUUUAAAAAGAGCUUGUGAAGAAAUGGAACCUGGUAGAGCGAUGAGAGCUGAAAUAUCAAGAGCACGUUAUCUUGAAGAAUAUGGUCUAAUGAAUAAAUUGGAUAACAAGACUAAUGUAGAUGAUUCAGGAUCAAUGAUUACCAUUACAUCUGAUGUUCGCAACUGACGAAGUACACUAUAAAUAUUACGAAGUGUGUAUGAAUGAUAGAAAUAAUAUAAUAAAACAAUAUAAAAAUAAUAAAGAAACAUCAUGUAAUCAAACAAUGAUUGAACAUAGUGAUAAUACAGAACCAAUUCUAAAUCAAAAUGAAAAUGUAAAAAAAUAACAAAAGAAUUAAAACAUCCAGAAGUUCAAAAAGUCGAUCGAAUUCAAAUCAACGAAAAAAUUGAG